Molecule: messenger RNA, 1898 nt
Organism: Episyrphus balteatus (marmalade hoverfly)
Lineage: Eukaryota; Metazoa; Arthropoda; Insecta; Diptera; Syrphidae
Product: arrestin domain-containing protein 3-like
Exons: 5
Coding region: 382-1632 (416 amino acids)
Biological process (GO): protein transport
Cellular component (GO): cytoplasm
Source: RefSeq, a predicted model, not a curated record
UAUUGGCGAUGCGGCUAACAUUACAUAUUACUUUGUUAAUAUCUCCUAUAUCGAAUAAAUAUGAUUUUUUUUCGCUUAUUUUAUUCUAAAAUUUAACAUUCAACCACCACGGGGGUGCUUGAAUUUUCACGACUACUGUGUGUCGGUGGUUGCUGCACUGUUAUCAAAAUCAGCUUACUAAUCGAUCAAAUUCGCUAGAAAAUACUUGAUAAGAUAAAACAUAUUACAGAAAAAAUAAAUUUAUUUAUGUUUUUUUUUUUUUGUCAUUGAGGUUUGUAUUAAAUAUUUCCGAUAUACUAUUUAGUAGCAAAUUAUUUCUGCUUGACUAAAGGAUAAAACAAAAUAAUAGUAGUUAAUAGUUAAUUUAUUCUUCACAUAAAAAUGGUAGUCAAAUGUGAAUUAAAUGGAAUUGAAACUUGGUAUUCUUCUGGUCAAACAAUAACUGGCAAAAUAUGCUUGUCACUAGAUGAACGGAUAUUAAUUAAAUCAAUUUCUUUUAAAAUGGAUGGAUAUGCUUUAGCUGAAUGGAAUUCUAGUAAAAAGACCGAAGAAAAACCAAAAAUUGUCAAAGGAAGAGAUGAUUUCAUAGCUUCUACUACUUACCUUGUUGGUUCUGAAGAAUCAACGUCAAUAUUGGUUGCAGCCGGAAAUUAUGCUUACAAUUUUUCAUGUAAUAUUCCUGAAAAAUGUCCUUCAUCCUACAAUAGCAUGUGUGGUCAUAUUCGCUACCAAAUGACAGUCAUUUUAGAUUAUGGCAAUAAGACUGAAGAAAUACUAAAAGAAUCUUUUCAUGUCAUUAAGCAACUUGAUUUAAGACCACAAUCGUCUACACUGAAACUCCCUGUGGACAUGGAAGUAUUUGAAUCUAAAUGUUUUUAUGAAUGUUGGAAGACUCCAUUAUGCCUUUAUGUGAACCUUCCUCAAGGGGGAUUUGUUCCUGGUGAAACAAUAUCAGUUUAUGCUAGGCUGAUUAAUGAUGGGAAAAUACCUCUUAAAUCUAUUUCAAUAUCUCUGAAUCAAGUCGUCACAUUUACUUCAAAAACACCACGUCAGCAAACCUUGUCGGAAAGAUACAAUAUGGUUCAAAAUUUAAGCAGUUUAGCUGGCAACGCACCCCUCCGAGAAUUUCUGGAACGUAUUCCAAUACCAAGUGUUCCACCUUCCACACAGGAAAACUGCACAACUUUGCGAAUAAACUAUGAAGUAGAAGUUUCUGUGGAUCAUGUGAAAGGAAAGAGGGAAGUUGUAGCUAGAAUACCGAUAGUAAUUGGUACAAUUCCAAUUGAUGCGGAUGGUUCACCUAAAAAUAACAACGAUAGAAUUCAAGUAGAAGUAUCAGAUCCCAAGGCUUUUGCUACAAGUAUAAUAAGCUCUUGUUCAAUGGAAUCUUUGAAUACAAAGUCAGAUUCAAGAACACCAGAUGAGGUUAUAUUGAAUGCAAAUGCUUCUACGUCUUUUCAAGAAGCUUCAUUCAUGUCAAGUACCAACUUAAAUAAAAAAGAUAAAAAUGCAUUAAAUAAAGAUGUUUCAGGUUUUAAGCCCAAAUAUCUUUAUUAUGAAUUAAAUGAAGACAUUGAAAUGACUCCAACAACUAUGGAAAUAACAAAAGAAAUAACGAUAGCUAGCACAUGAGUAAAAAUCCUGAGUCAUGACUUGAAAAUAUUUAAGAUCAAACAAACAGAACAAAAAAGAAACUUUGUGGUUUUGAAAUGUAUGUCCAGUAAAAUUAUAUUCAUUAAGGUUUUAAGGAGUACAAUUUUUGUGUUAAUUGUCUUAAGAAAGUAGGUUCAUUAUAUGUUUUUAAGUUUGUUGAAUCGUAGACAAAAUUAAUAUCAUAAAUGUAACAUUUUAACCAAAACUAAUUAAUUCAAAUAUAUGAAGAGAAUUUUUUUUUAACU